Molecule: messenger RNA, 776 nt
Organism: Cheilinus undulatus (humphead wrasse)
Lineage: Eukaryota; Metazoa; Chordata; Actinopteri; Labriformes; Labridae
Product: histone H3
Exons: 1
Coding region: 353-763 (136 amino acids)
Cellular component (GO): nucleosome
Molecular function (GO): protein heterodimerization activity; DNA binding; structural constituent of chromatin
Source: RefSeq, a predicted model, not a curated record
UGUCUGAGAGCGGACUCAGCCUGUCUUUAUCUCCGCGGAGUUCCCGCGCCUUUUCCUGCCGGGCUAAUGACAAAAGAGGCUUCCAGCAGAGCAGCGGAGGGAGGGCGGCCCUCAGCUCACUUUUGGCGGACAGUUUGAAGGCUGUUCUUCCCUCCAAGCAGCCUGUGGACACUGAGGCGGGGGCUGAGCCCCCCCUCCUCUUCUGUCCUGUCCAGCGGGGCUGAGCUCCAGGAGCCCGUCACCAAUCAGAGUCCGGAGGUCUGAAGCAGCGUCACAUUUCACAGCCUCUCCUCCUUUAAGAGCAGCUCGUCUCCGCUCUCCAACACAAACUUCCUCCUGCUCACAGAGAGACAUGGCUAGAACCAAGCAGACCGCUCGUAAAUCCACCGGAGGCAAAGCCCCCAGGAAGCAGCUGGCCACCAAGGCUGCCCGCAAGAGCGCCCCGGCCACCGGCGGCGUCAAGAAGCCCCACCGUUACAGGCCCGGUACCGUGGCCCUCAGAGAGAUCCGCCGCUACCAGAAAUCCACCGAGUUGCUCAUCCGCAAGCUGCCCUUCCAGCGCCUGGUCCGAGAGAUCGCUCAGGACUUCAAGACCGACCUGCGCUUCCAGAGCUCGGCCGUCAUGGCUCUGCAGGAGGCCUCAGAGGCUUACCUGGUCGGCCUCUUUGAGGACACCAACCUGUGCGCCAUCCACGCCAAGAGGGUCACCAUCAUGCCCAAAGACAUCCAGCUGGCCCGCAGGAUCCGUGGAGAGAGAGCCUAAACCGUCCCAUCAA